AUGGCCUGUAACUUGAAUGUUGGCCUGACCGCCAAGCUUGCGAUCAAGGUGGCGGAGAAGAAGGUCAAGGAGAACUUCCUGAUCACCUUCCUCAGAGCAAUCGGCUGCAAUUGGCUGGUGUGCAUGGCUGUGUUCCUGCAGGGCCAGUCGCAAGACAUGGUUGGCAAGAUGGUAGAAAUCAGGUUCCCGAUCUCUUGCUUCGUGGCCAUCGGCUUCGAGCAUAUCCCAGCCAACAUGUUCAUGAUCCCCAUGGGGAUGAUGGCUGGCGCCGACGUGUCAGUGCUGGAUUGUCUCUGGAGGAAAUUCAUCCCCGUGACUCGGUAA
Prorocentrum cordatum is the source of this 324-nucleotide messenger RNA. The record is from the annotation of a GenBank genome assembly. Lineage: Eukaryota; Dinophyceae; Prorocentrales; Prorocentraceae.